CACUUUUACAUGAUGGAAGGUGGAAGGAAUCAAACGAGAAGCUUGCUGAGAUCACUGAUGGAAUCUUGGAAAUGCUGUAUGAGCGUCAGAGCAUCGCUAGUGCAGAUAGAAGAAAACGUUUAGGAAGACACCCUGAUAUCAUAUUUGUAAUGAUGGAUAGAGGGAAAAAAUAUGAACUUAUGUAUACAGAGUGCUCGUGUCUAUUUGUAUGGAAUAAAAGAUAA
Funneliformis caledonium is the source of this 224-nucleotide messenger RNA. NCBI's taxonomy places the organism in Eukaryota, Fungi, Glomeromycota, Glomeromycetes, Glomerales, Glomeraceae. The record is from the annotation of a GenBank genome assembly.